This is a messenger RNA of Glossina fuscipes, 433 nucleotides long. RefSeq lists its product as uncharacterized. NCBI's taxonomy places the organism in Eukaryota, Metazoa, Arthropoda, Insecta, Diptera, Glossinidae. The record is from RefSeq and is a predicted model, not a curated record. The annotation marks the transcript as partial. The transcript has 2 exons.
AUGAGCUCUUUAGACGUCUUGCUGGUCAUAUUUUUAUCAAUAUUGACGACAGUGCAGUCCGCGCUAUAUCGGUUCAUACCCGAAGAUUCUGAUGUAUUUGUGGAUUGUGCGGAUCGACCAGAAAUGAAUGGAAUUAACGAUUGGGCAAAUAUCUUAGAUUAUUCCUUUGACGAUGAGGGAAUAAUACAUGCAAGGGGAACUGUAACAAUCCUUUGGGAUAUUGAGCAAACUGAUCGCGUAACGAUGGAUAUCGAAUUAAAAAAGUAUGCACGCGGCACCUGGGACCAAACUUUCUUAUCCGUAAAAAUAAGCGAUUUUUGCAAAGAUAUGAGAGAUACCAACUCUAUGGUCUAUGAUUCAUGGUCGAAACACAUUACUCUGGAGGAGGGGGAGGAGAUUCCAUGUUUGGGGAAAGGUGUACGUAUUGUAGACG